AUACUCUCUCUCUCUCUCUUGCACACAUACCCACACACACACACACACACACACACGCGCGCGCGAAAACAAUAUCUCAUUUCUUCUUCAGGGAGCAGCUGUGAAGGAAAUCGGGGGAGGAGGAUGGACACAACAUCCCAUCUUUGUGUUUCGAUACAGACUAAGCUUUUAGGCCAACCCUCCUGACUGGAUGGGGGCGGCGGGCGUGGCAUGCAUGAAAAGUAAACAUCAGAGACCUGAAGAAGCUUAUAAAAUAGCUUGGGAGAGGCCAGUCACCAAGACAGGCAUCUCAAAUCGGCUGAUUCUGCAUCUGGAAACUGCCUUCAUCUUGAAAGAAAAGGUCCCUUCUCCAGCCACCCAGCCCCAAGAUGGUGAUGCUGCUGCUGCUGUUUUCCGCACUGGCUGGCCUCUUCGGUGCGGCGGAGGGACAAGCAUUUCAUCUUGGGAAGUGCCCCAAGCCUCCGGUGCAGGAGAAUUUUGACGUGAAUAAGUAUCUCGGAAGAUGGUACGAAAUUGAGAAGAUCCCAACAACCUUUGAGAAUGGACGCUGCAUCCAGGCCAACUACUCACUAAUGGAAAACGGAAAGAUCAAAGUGUUAAACCAGGAGUUGAGAGCUGAUGGAACUGUGAAUCAAAUUGAAGGUGAAGCCACCCCAGUUAACCUCACAGAGCCUGCCAAGCUGGAAGUUAAGUUUUCCUGGUUUAUGCCAUCGGCACCGUACUGGAUCCUGGCCACCGACUAUGAGAACUAUGCCCUCGUGUAUUCCUGUACCUCCAUCAUCCAACUUUUUCACGUGGAUUUUGCUUGGAUCUUGGCAAGAAACCCUAAUCUCCCUCCAGAAACAGUGGACUCUCUAAAAAAUAUCCUGACUUCUAAUAACAUUGAUGUCAAGAAAAUGACGGUCACAGACCAGGUGAACUGCCCCAAGCUCUCGUAACCAGGUUCUACAGGGAGGCUGCACCCACUCCAUGUUACUUCUUCUGCUUCGCUUUCCCCCACCCCACCCACCCCUCAUAAAGACAAACCAAUCAACCAUGACAAAGGAAGUUGACCUGAACACGUAGCCAUGCCCUACCCUGUUACCUUGCUAGCUGCAAAAUAAACUUGUUGCUGACCUGCUGUGCUCGCAGUAGACUCCAA
This is a messenger RNA of Pan troglodytes (chimpanzee), 1141 nucleotides long. It is a transcript of the gene APOD, whose product is annotated as apolipoprotein D. The coding region runs from base 369 to 938 and encodes 189 amino acids. Gene Ontology annotation, molecular function: cholesterol binding. Gene Ontology annotation, cellular component: cytoplasm. The transcript has 5 exons. NCBI's taxonomy places the organism in Eukaryota, Metazoa, Chordata, Mammalia, Primates, Hominidae. Gene Ontology annotation, biological process: lipid transport; brain development; tissue regeneration. The record is from RefSeq and is a predicted model, not a curated record.